UGCACAAGCAGCAGCCACCGCCCGCCAUGCAGGCCAUCCGUCUCCAGAAAAAGUACCCAGAGGUCAGCCAGGAUGAGAUGUUUGACCUCAUUAACCGCUUCAAUGCAAUUGAUACAGACUCGCCCGGCCGAGUAGACAAAUCGGCCGUGUUACAUGCAUUGGAGGCGCAGGGCGAGUCGUAUGACAGAGCACGAGAAACGCUAAAGCAUGUCAGCGUGGACGCGAGCGGGAAGGUCGAGCUCGAGGACUGGGUCGAGUUGAAUGUCAAGUUACGUUCGCAAAGACAGCAGAAUGUGCUCCCCACCAGAGCCGGUAAGGUUACUGUGCAGGGGUCCAACGCGAAUGUCAGCCAUACCAUCAACGAAGAUGAGCGGCGCGAGUUCACGAACCACAUCAACGCCGUCCUGGAGAACGACCCUGACGUCGGCGGGCGCAUCCCCAUCCCCACACACACCAUGCAGCUCUUCGACGAAUGCCGCGACGGCCUGAUCCUCUGCAAGCUCAUCAACGACUCCGUCCCUGACACCAUCGACAUGCGUGUCCUCAACAAGCCCACGCCCCGCAAACCCCUCAACGCCUUCCAGAUCACAGAGAACAACAAUAUCGUCAUCACUUCUGCCAAGGCCAUCGGCUGCUCCGUUGUCAAUAUCGGCUCGUCCGAUAUCGCAGAGGGCCGUGAACAUCUCAUCCUCGGGCUCAUUUGGCAAAUCAUCAGGCGGGGCUUGCUAAGUAACGUAGACAUCAAGCUGCAUCCUGAGCUGUACCGCCUUUGCGAGGAGGGCGAGACAGUGGAGGAUCUCUUGAAGUUGACCCCCGACCAGAUAUUGUUGAGGUGGUUUAAUUAUCAUCUCAAGCAGGCAGGGUGGAAGCGGAGAGUCAACAACUUUAGCAAGGACGUCUCCGAUGGCGAGAAUUACACGGUCCUCUUGCACCAGCUCAAGCCCAACGAUUGUUCCCUCGAUCCCCUUCAAACGCGCGACCUCAAGACGCGCGCAGAGCAAGUCUUGCAAAACGCCGCCAACAUCGGCUGCCGCAAGUACCUCACCCCGGCCUCGCUCAUCUCCGGCAACCCACGGCUGAACCUCGCCUUCGUCGCCAACCUGUUCAACAACCAUCCGGGGCUCGAGCCACUCGACGAGCAGGAAGCCAAGGACUACGGCGUCGUCGAGGACUUCGACGCCGAGGGCGAGCGCGAGGCGCGCGUGUUCACGCUCUGGCUGAACAGCCUGAACGUCGAGCCGGCGGUGUUCAACCUGUUCGAGAACCUCAAGGACGGGCUCGUCAUCCUGCAGGCGUUCGACAAGAUCCUGCCGGGCUCGGUCGUGUGGCGCCGCGUGAGCAAACCGAAGGAGGGCGGCGGGCAGCGCGCGAGUUAUCAGGCGCCUGUGCAGGACGAUGAAGAGGAGGUAGAGCUGGGGAUCACGCCGAACCAGCCGACGCUGAGCCGGUUCAAGUGUGUGGAGAAUACGAAUUAUGCAGUGGAGCUCGCGAAGCAGAACGGGAUGCACCUUGUGGGCAUCCAGGGCGCGGAUAUCGUGGACGGGCGGAAGACGCUUGUGCUGGGGCUCGUCUGGCAGCUUAUGAGGAUGAGCAUCACGAAGACGCUCACGUCGCUGAGCAAGACGGGUCAGGGUCGGCCGAUCAGCGACACGGAGAUGCUCAAGUGGGCGAACACGACGGCGCAGAAGGCGAAGCCGACGGCCAAGCAGAUCCGCUCGUUCAAGGACCCAAGUCUGACGACGGGGAUCUUCUUCUUGGACUUGCUCGAGGGCAUCAAGCCCGGCAUUGUGGACCCGACGAUGGUGAUUAAUGUGAGCGAGAGCGGGGAUUAUGAGGAUAGGAGGCAGAAUGCGAAGUUGGCGAUUUCGAUUGCGAGAAAGAUGAAUGCAUUGAUAUUCUUGGUGCCCGAGGAUAUCGUGGAUGUAAGGCCAAGGCUGAUUAUGACAUUUGUCGGGAGUCUGAUGAGUAUCGCGCAGUCAUGAUGCACUAUGGCGUAAUUUAACACUAAAGGAAAUGUUGUGAAGAUAAUGAAGUACCUGGGGAUGUACAACAUUAACUUGGAUAAAUGAACUUUACAAAUGUACUGCUAAUUAGCGGAAUAAACAAGAGCAUUGCAUCCAGCUGUGCCGUUG
Molecule: messenger RNA, 2132 nt
Organism: Gloeophyllum trabeum ATCC 11539
Lineage: Eukaryota; Fungi; Basidiomycota; Agaricomycetes; Gloeophyllales; Gloeophyllaceae
Product: calponin
Exons: 8
Coding region: 27-1982 (651 amino acids)
Biological process (GO): actin filament network formation; actin filament bundle assembly
Cellular component (GO): actin filament; cytoplasm; actin filament bundle
Molecular function (GO): actin filament binding
Source: RefSeq, a predicted model, not a curated record